AUGAUUAUCUCGAGUCUCGAAACAUUCUUUUGUUGUGCCGUGGUUUUAACCUCAAUACCUAUCACUAUAGCGCUAAUCAGAUUAAUACGCAUUCUACCAUGUUUACGUCUACUGAAAUCAAUUAAUACAAAUAAACCACUACAUCUCAACUCUGGUAAAACAUUAGCCAAAGUUUCACGAUCAGAUUCGAGCAUUGCCGUAUUCCUAGGUUCUGGUGGUCACACGGGAGAAAUGAUGAAGAUGCUUUCAAAACUCGAUUUGCUGAGCCUACAAAGAACUUGGAUAUAUUCAUCUGGCGAUACACGAUCCUUGGACCAAGUUAAACUGGCAGAAAUACAAAUGAAACUGAUAGAAACUACCAAGAGUAGUAGUUGUGAUACACAACACUCUCGAUCCAAAGUGACAUAUCUAAGUGUUCCACGAGCUAGAAAAGUGGGACAGUCAUACUUCACAUCGGUGUUUACUACAGUAUAUUCGUUCAUCGUGGCAUCGGUUGUGUUAUUUUUCAACAAGCCUGAUAUUUUGCUCGUCAAUGGACCCGGUACGUGCAUUCCCAUAGCCUACAUUUUGUUUUUCUAUAAAUUCAUGGGCUUAUGCGCCACCAAAAUCAUAUAUGUAGAGAGCUUGGCCAGAGUCAACCGAUUGAGCCUUAGUGGGAAAUUGAUUUUACCCAUCGCUGAUAGGUUUAUUGUACAGUGGCCACAAUUAAGUCAAGUAUACGCUAGAGCCGAAUAUUACGGUAUUUUAAUAUAA
Molecule: messenger RNA, 753 nt
Organism: Lodderomyces elongisporus
Lineage: Eukaryota; Fungi; Ascomycota; Pichiomycetes; Serinales; Debaryomycetaceae
Gene: ALG14
Product: N-acetylglucosaminyldiphosphodolichol N-acetylglucosaminyltransferase anchoring subunit
Exons: 1
Coding region: 1-753 (250 amino acids)
Biological process (GO): dolichol-linked oligosaccharide biosynthetic process
Cellular component (GO): UDP-N-acetylglucosamine transferase complex
Molecular function (GO): N-acetylglucosaminyldiphosphodolichol N-acetylglucosaminyltransferase activity
Source: RefSeq, a predicted model, not a curated record